This is a messenger RNA of Tilletiaria anomala UBC 951, 2175 nucleotides long. RefSeq names its product D-aminoacylase. The record is from RefSeq and is a predicted model, not a curated record. The coding region runs from base 396 to 2144 and encodes 582 amino acids. The transcript has a single exon. Gene Ontology annotation, molecular function: hydrolase activity, acting on carbon-nitrogen (but not peptide) bonds. Lineage: Eukaryota; Fungi; Basidiomycota; Exobasidiomycetes; Georgefischeriales; Tilletiariaceae.
CCCACAGCUGAUCGCACCACAGAUCACUGAAAGAAACCACAGCUGAAGAGAACAGAAAGAAUCCCAAUUAGCGUAACGCGCGCGAAGGAGCUAGAAUGGGUACAAGGGAUUUGAUGCAUAUCUGUACAAGCCGGCAUAUCUAUUUGACUCGCUGUCGGCAACCUAGAGAGAUCGUCGACCAUCGAUUGGUGAUGCGCUCAUAAAAAGAUCAGACACGAAAGGUCGAACGGCUUAUUACGUUUCACCACCUCAAGUCUUGCCAGCUUUCAUCUUCGCUGUAGCCAGCAGUGAUAUGCAUCAGCUCGAUGAGUAGAUAAGAGGCACAAAUACUCGCGCGCAGAAAGCAGCAAACAGCUCGUCGGCUGCUCCCGCUGCCAACCACCCGCAUAGAUACGAUGUCUGUCCAAGAAGCUGCACCCGUUCUUAUCCGAAAUGCGACCAUAAUCGAUGGCAUGGGAUCGACCCCUCGAUACAUUGCUAGCGUACUGAUACGGGAAGGUACAAUUCACAAGAUUUUUACCCACCCAGCAGAUGUUUUGGCUUCGGAGCGCACACGCGUGAUCGACUGCGAAGACGGGAGGUUGACGGUGUGCCCCGGCUUCAUCGACAUGCAUGCACACUCCGAUCUCUCGCUGCUGCACACACCUGAACACUUCGCCAAGGUCACGCAGGGCGUAACGACAGAAGUCAUCGGCCAAGACGGCAUCGCCUACGCUCCAGUGGACCCUGAAUGCCUGGAGAAAAUUCGCACGCAGAUCGCUGGGUGGAACGGAAAUCCUGAAGAUGAGACAUUCUGGAGCAUGUGGAAGCAAGGCAGUGUAUCCGAGUAUCUGGACCUUCUGGACACGAGCCGGAUAGCUACUAAUGCUGCCUUUCUCGUUCCGCAAGGCAACCUCCGCAUGCUUGUCCUUGGCUACAACCAGCGCCCAGCCACGCUGCAAGAGAUCACGCGCAUGCAAGAAAUCUUGCUCCAGUCUCUCGAACAAGGAGCAGUAGGCAUGUCCUCCGGGCUCACCUAUGUGCCGGGUAUGUACGCUGCGGACAGCGAGCUCGGUCAGCUGCUCAGAAUCGUCGCCCAGUACGGCGCUUACUACUGCCCACACACCCGCUCGUACGGCAAGGGCGCGCUGCAGGCGUAUGCAGAAAUGAUCGCACUGGCAAAAGAGACGGGCGUUCGUUUGCAUCUGACGCACGCGACGCUCAAAUUUGCGGAGAAUUCCGGGCGAGCUGGCGAGUUUCUGGCCCUGAUCGACAACGCAAUCCAAGACGGUGUGGACAUCACGCUGGAUACAUACCCAUACAUGCCUGGUUCAACGACGCUAGCGGCGCUUCUUCCCAGCUGGGCCGCCGCUGGCGGCACAGACUCGAUUCUAGGACGCCUCAACGAUCCAGUAACACGGAAACGAAUUCAGCACGACGUCGAGGUCGUCGGCACGGACGGAUGCCAUGGAUGCACCUUGGAGUGGGACACGAUCGAGAUUUCUGGCGUCGGCGACGCAUCACUUGCUUCGCGCUAUGUCGGCCGGACGCUCGCUUCGGUCGCCGCUGCGUCCGGCCGAACAGCGUUCGAAGAGCUGGUGUAUCUUUUACAAGCUGACAAGCUCGCUACGACCAUUUUACAGCACGUUGGUCACGAGGAGAAUGUGCGUGCGAUCAUGCGGCACCCGAAACAUUGCGGUGGUAGCGACGGCAUCCUGACCUCCACCAAGCCGCAUCCGAGGGGCUGGGGUACCUUCCCCAGAUUCCUCGGCCACUACGCGCGUGACCUCGAGAGAGGCAAGGAGAGAGAUUUAUACUCUGCAGCAUCAGCAGAAGGGGGCGUAUACAGGACUGUGCAGCCGGAAAAGAUCUUCGACGGUGGUUUAGAGGAAGCUGUUUCGCACCUCACAUACCGAGCCGCACGCGUUCUCCGCCUGCAGAAUCGCGGGCUCAUCAAGGAAGGCUACCGAGCCGAUCUGGUCAUCUUUGAUCCCAAGACAAUAUGCGACCAGGCAACCUUCAACCAACCGCAAAGACAGGCGAAAGGUGUACAGACUGUGCUCGUCAAUGGACACAUCGUACUGGACGAAGGUGUUCCCAAUGGAGCAAGGUCCGGUCAAACCAUCAGAAUGCGCCGGAGCGGGCAGGAGUGGACUGUAUCAUGAAAUGAAUUGCAAUUUCUGGGAGAAAUAUUGG